AUGGCCGGCGACUCGGAACCUUUUCCCGUCCUCAACACCUCGGCCGAUCAGUUCCCGGCCGCCGACUCGACUGCCCCGCGUCGGCGUAGAAAGUCGAGCGCCCUGGGCCAGGAGAUUCGUGCCGGCGAUACAGGCGCACCGAGCCUGGGCACCGGCGGCCUGGCGAGCGUUCACGAUUCUUCCCCGCCCUCGUCGUCGCACUCCUCUGCCUCCCUAAACGGCGACGUGCGCCAGCUAUCCGGAGAGAAGGAUGCCGCCACCAAGAAGCACUCGAAGCGCAGAAAGGCUCGCUCUCUCAUGAGCCGCCUCGUGCGCUUCUCGGCCAAGCACACCUGGACACUACCUCUGGUGCUGCUGGCCGUCUUUGGCGCCCUCUAUGCCAUCAAUCCGAACGAGUCGAAUCCGCUCCACCACUUCAUCUUCCUCUCGUACAAGCUGCCCCUCGAAGCUGGCGCCGACCCCGAGACCACGCCCCACCAGUACGGCAAGGGGCUUUGGGAUAUUGCCUUUGUGACCUUUUACACGAUUGUCCUGUCCUUUACGCGCGAAUUCAUCAUGCAGGAGCUGCUCCGGCCGAUUGCUCGCUACUAUGGCAUCCGCUCCCGUGGCAAGCAGGCGCGUUUCCUGGAGCAGGCCUACACGGCCGUCUACUUUGCCUUUCUGGGUCCGGCCGGCAUGUUUGUCAUGAGCCGGACGCCCGUUUGGUACUUUAACACGACGGGCAUGUACGAAGGCUUCCCCCACAAGACGCACGAGGCCUACUUCAAAUUCUACUACCUGUUCCAGGCCGCCUACUGGGCCCAGCAGGCCAUUGUCCUGGUGUUGGGCCAGGAGGCGCGGCGCAAGGACUUCAAGGAGCUGGUCGGUCACCACAUUGUCAGUUUGAUGCUCAUUGCGCUGAGCUACAGAUUCCACUUUACAUACAUGGGCCUUGCUGUCUAUAUCACGCACGAUAUCAGUGAUUUCUUCUUGGCUACCUCCAAAACUCUCAAUUACCUCGACAGCUCCAUCAUGGGCCCGUAUUUUGCCGUCUUUGUUUGCUCAUGGGUCUACCUGCGCCACUUUUUGAAUCUCAAGAUCAUUUGGUCCAUCCUCACCGAGUUCACCACCGUCGGUCCCUUUGAGAUUAACUGGGAGACGCAGCAGUACAAGUGCCGCCUCAGCCAGGUCAUCACGUUCAGUCUGCUGGCUGCCCUCCAGGCCCUCAACCUCUUUUGGCUCUUCUUCAUUGUGCGCAUCGCCUACCGCUUCGUCACCCAAAAUGUUGCCGAGGACGACCGCUCCGAGGCCGAGGAGAGCGAGCUCGAGGUUCAGCGCGAGGAGCUCGAGCGCAAGAAGGUUGAGCUCCAGCGGCUGACGGAGAAGGCCGAGGAGACACCGCUGCUGGUCAAGGAGGACACCAACGGACACGCGACAAACGGAGCCGUCAAGGUAAAUGGCAAAGCGCGGUAA
Messenger RNA from Pestalotiopsis fici W106-1, 1452 nucleotides. RefSeq lists its product as uncharacterized. Lineage: Eukaryota; Fungi; Ascomycota; Sordariomycetes; Amphisphaeriales; Sporocadaceae. The record is from RefSeq and is a predicted model, not a curated record. Gene Ontology annotation, cellular component: membrane. Gene Ontology annotation, biological process: ceramide biosynthetic process. Gene Ontology annotation, molecular function: sphingosine N-acyltransferase activity. Bases 1 to 1452 code for a protein of 483 amino acids. The transcript is spliced from 2 exons.